AUGUCAUCCUCGAGCCCAGUCCUGUCCCCGAUCAGCAUUCGCGAACAGCCCCCGACAGUUCACUUGCGCACCGGCCUCGCUGUCACCGACGACGAUAGCUCAUCUCCCAACACGCCAACGACGCUGCCUGAACGCCCCGCACCAGGUUUCAUGAUUCGCAUCCCGGCCUCGGCGGGGCGCGUUUCGGGCACCCCGUCUCGCGUCCUGGAUCGAGACGAUAGCCCCGCGUCAGCGCCAGCGUCGGUGGGAAAGCGCAAGCGCCGCGUCGAGCCAAUAGGAGAUACGAUCGCUGCGAACCGACCACGUCGCGGGCGCCCGUCGACCGGCUCGCCGUUCAUCGACGGUCCUGGGGCGACUGGCACGACUUCAAGAGACGUGUCGUCCGCUCCAACCUCGCGCGCAAACUCGACAGCGCCGCCAAACGCACUGAGUAUCUUCCAAGAAGCCAACUCGUCCGAGAUUUCAGCCGAGGUGCAGACGAUAGUGGGAUCAAGCACGGGGAAAGGCAGCCGUGAGGUGCGCGGGUUGGUGGAUGCAGCGGCGCGCCCCACUCGUGGCGGCGAGAACCACGUCCGAUCGGGAGUGAGCGCGAGCGGACGUGGACGCCGUGUCGGAUCGCGUGUCGCUAGUGCAAAGGGGACCGGCGGUCGCAAGGGCAAGAAGCCCGAGGGCCCAGAAAUUGUCAACCAGGACUUUUGCAGCUCAUGCCGUGGCAUCGGGCGCUUCCUAUGCUGCGACGGAUGUCCGCGCUCGUUCCAUUUCAUGUGCCUCGAGCCGCCAUUUCGCAUCGACGAACUCCCAGAGUCUGAGACGUGGUACUGCAACAAGUGCGCGUCAGAAAGAAACCCAGCACCUGCACCCGAUUCACCCUCUGGCAUCAAAUUUACAGACCGCACCAUCGCGACCGUGUUUGGUCAUCUGAUUAAGCGGGUCGAGAACAACAACCCCGAACAGUUUCGCCUUCCCCAGGACAUUCGCCAAUUUUUCGUCGGCGUGUCUGCGGGCCCGUUAGGAGAGUAUGUUGACACCGAGGCUGCACGCACAAAGCUUGACCGCAAGGGUUUCCAAGAAGAACGUGAUCCCGUGCGUCUCCGCGACGUAAAGAACCGUCCUAUCGCAUGCUACAAGUGUGGCGGGACGUCUGUGCCGACGAGACAGUUAGCAUCCGAUCCGGGGGCGCAGUGGCGGCCCCUCGUCUCAUGCGACUACUGCAACCUCCAUUGGCAUCUGGAUUGCCUCUCGCCACCUCUGGCCGCCAUGCCAAGUGCGGCGAGAAAGUGGAUGUGCCCAAACCACUCGGACCAGGUGAUGCCGCGCCGGCGUACUGUGCGCAACGGUUUAGAGACCGUCGAUGUCGAGAACGUGGGUUCGUACAAUAACGGCAAUGUGACUGUCAUCGACGCGCCAGAGGUCGAGCCGGAAAUCCCGACCGACGACAUGGUUAUAAACAACAAGAAGUAUCGUGUCCCGGAACGCAUCAUUCAGCUCGAUUUCUGGAACAAGCUGCGUGCGAACCGCACACGCGAAGCGCCGGCCGUCACGGAGGCGCGUGAGGCGCAAGCACGGAAGGCUGUCGCUGCGGCGUCACCAGAGGAGCUGGAGGCAGCCAGGCUCUUAGUCGCUUUCGGCUUCACCGAUGACGACGACGGGGACGCGGAAAUGGUCGACGGCGAGGUGUCUCCCCGCGAUGAGAAGGAUGAGGCUGUGGGCCCCAAGUUCAAGGUGAAGCAGGAGGUGAACGGGUCGCGCACGCCUGUCGGCGUGGGGCGUCCUCGCCCGUCUCGUGGCGUCAAUGGGAGUGGGGCCACGACACCGGCAGGAUCGUCUGCCCCGGCUCGGCUGCCCAGAAGUGGGUCAAGUGAUGCGCCGCGUCGUAUCACCCUUCGGGUGGGCCCGCCGUCGCAGUGA
This is a messenger RNA of Cutaneotrichosporon cavernicola, 1908 nucleotides long. RefSeq lists its product as uncharacterized. The record is from RefSeq and is a predicted model, not a curated record. The transcript is spliced from 4 exons. Gene Ontology annotation, cellular component: Rpd3S complex. Gene Ontology annotation, biological process: regulation of transcription by RNA polymerase II. Bases 1 to 1908 code for a protein of 635 amino acids. NCBI's taxonomy places the organism in Eukaryota, Fungi, Basidiomycota, Tremellomycetes, Trichosporonales, Trichosporonaceae.